AAGAAGAUUGCUCUCUCCAGAUGCUGAUUUCUGAAGCACUUGGCAAUCACCGGGCAGGAGCCUGGAAGAGGCGGCGGUAGCCGCCCCGGCCGCGGCGAUGGCAGCGGCGGGCGAGCGGGCGGUGGCGGCGCGGGGCUGAGGGGCAGCGCCGGGAGGCGACGCUGCCGGCCGGACCCGACCCGACCCGACCCCACCGGGCGCGGCUCUGCCCCGAGUCCCGCUGGCUCCGCGCCGCCGGGCCGCCCGCAAACACCCUCCGCCCGAGCAGGUGCCCCUGCGCCGGGGGCAGGCCGGGAGGGGCGGCGAGGCACCCAUGCGGUGACCCGCGGCGGCGGCGGCAGCUCCCGCGGGCCACGGGGCGGGGGUGCCCCGCUGCAGCCGCGCCCCGGGCCGGAGGAGGCUCCCGCUCGCCCGCGCUCCCGGGGAUGGGGCCCCGCCGGGGCUGAGCGCCCCGCCGCCGCCCGCCCCCCUGCCCGUCGCGGCGCCGGCCGGCGUGGGCGACCCGGCGAGCAGCCAUGGCAGCGGCCAUCGCCAGCGGUUUAAUCCGCCAGAAGCGGCAGGCGAGGGAGCAGCACUGGGACCGGCCCUCGGCCAGCAGGAGGCGGAACAGCCCCAGCAAGAACCGCGGGCUCUGCAACGGCAACCUGGUGGACAUUUUCUCCAAGGUCCGCAUCUUCGGGCUCAAGAAGCGGCGGUUGCGGCGCCAAGAUCCCCAGCUCAAGGGUAUAGUGACCAGGUUAUAUUGCAGGCAAGGCUACUACUUGCAAAUGCACCCCGAUGGAAGUCUCGAUGGAACCAAGGAUGACAGCAGUAAUUCUACUUUAUUCAACCUUAUACCAGUGGGACUUCGAGUUGUUGCUAUCCAGGGUGUAAAGACUGGGUUGUAUAUAGCUCUAAAUGGAGAAGGUUUCCUCUACACAUCAGAACUUUUUACACCAGAGUGCAAAUUCAAGGAGUCUGUUUUUGAAAAUUACUAUGUAAUCUACUCAUCCAUGCUCUACAGACAACAGGAGUCCGGGAGGGCCUGGUUCUUGGGGCUGAACAAAGAAGGGCAGGUCAUGAAAGGAAACAGAGUGAAGAAAACAAAACCAGCAGCUCAUUUUCUACCCAAGCCAUUGGAAGUUGCCAUGUAUCGAGAACCAUCUUUGCAUGAUAUUGGAGAAACAGUGCCAAAGGCUGGGGUAACUCCAAGUAAAAGCACAAGUGCAUCUGCAAUAAUGAAUGGCGGCAAACCAGUUAACAAGAGUAAGACGACAUAGCCAGAUCCUCACAGGUGUUGUGACUUACUGAGUCCUGAGUACAGUUGAGUGAUUUAUCCUUGCCAGACUUCCCCUCUGCAAUGUCUGUGGAUCAGCUUGCGGCAAGUCACAGACUUGCCUGUUGCUGUUUCUGACCUGAGUUGUUGCAAGCGGAUAAAUCUCAACAUGUAACUCCACCCACAACAAGAAGACACCUGGAUGAACCAGCUAAACUCAGACCAUGGAAUGCCCUACCAGAUAUUGGAAUGCCUUUUUAAUAUCUUUUCUGUGACUGUGACACUUCAUGUGAAUGACAUACUUCACAAAUACACUUGAUACCUUGCCUGCUGACAAUUGCCCAUAAUCCCUUUUUGAGUCCAGUUUCAGCAAAAUCCAUGUGUUUAAGUUCGAUUUUGUAGCACACAAAUAAUCAAGUAAUUUCUAGUUAGAUGCUGUAAACCUGUGCUAUUAUGGAUUUCUCUUCUUCCCUUUUUUAUAAGGCUGCUCGCUCCACUGUCUGUGACCUUUUGCAGGGAUUGUGUUUCUCUAUAACUUAAGUGUUGCCGGUGGCUCAGUUUUGAAAGCAAUCAGGGAAUCAGGAAGCCUUCAAAAAUCUAUUAUUACAAAUUAUAUCUAUAAAGAAUAGGAUUGUUGUCUCUGGCUUACAAUAAUGAUUAAACGUGAAUACUCUUUAGUAACAGAUACUGUGCUUCUGAGGUUGGCAUUAUAGUGGAGGGAAGAGUGUCAAACACAACCAACAGGAAGUCUUCUGGAACGAGUGUUUGGCAUCCCCCUAUAGUUUCUUUGUGUGUGUGUGUGUUUUAUACAUAUCACAGGCUUACUGGUAAUGGUAACAUUUGCCUUGCCCAGCGAGCAAGACCCACUCAUUUUUGGGAAAGUGGGUCCAGAGAAUUUUGUAGGCCUUGUAGGCCUGAAUUAAGGCUCAUUUUUCAUCUACUAAAUCUUCAUUGUUUGAAAAACAACCACCACCAAUAAAAAAAAAAUAAAAAAUAAGACUAACCAGAAUUGCGCUACCUAAAUCCAUUUCAAAUAUAAUCCUUUCCUGUUUUUUAAGGAACUGAACUUAAUGCCAUUGUCAUUUUUGGCUGAAUCCCACACCUACUUAGCAAAGCAUGGGCAAGGAUGUUGUUGUGUUCUUUUUUGCAGCACCAAUGCAAAGGGUAGUUACAAAUUAUAGUUUAAUAUUUCUGGUGUUUUAAAAAAAAAGUUUUAAAACUGGACAUAUUACAAAAGUUUAUUUUUAUUUUUAGCUAAGCAUGCGAGUCCGAUCCUAUGUAUCUCACUGAUAUCCCAGUAUGUACCUCCACCCAGCUUCCUAGGAUAAUAUGCCCACCAAAUUGCUAGAUUGAAGGUGCCGUGCCUUGAUCUCUGUAUACUGUACUUUCUCCUACAUGAACCUAGAAGAAAUCAAAAACAUUAUAAAAUUGAAGCCUUGGAUCAUACUACCAGAAACACCAACUCUUUUGAGUUUGUCACUUGUGAACAAUUAAACCAAUGUUGUGGGGGGAGAGGGAAGAUUUAGAGAAUGCCACAGAGAAGCCACUGAAGUGUUGCACACUUAGUCACAGGCUUUCAGGAGACUAAAAAUAUGGGUACUCUGUGUAUACUUCAGAAGGUAUUUGUUUCUCAGAAAGGGCAACAAGGACCAAACUGUACCUCAGUCUGGAAAACUCUGUGGCAACACUCUCUUGGCCUCUUGCUGUUACCUUGAUUUUUAAGGACAAAAAAAGGAAACUAUCCAUUCCAUUUUUACCCUUGUAUUUCUGGCAAUUCAUUUUAUCACAUCUUUGUGCUGAAGUCCCUAACAGAGACUGCUGUGGUUAUUUCAAACUCCCUGUCUACUCAGCUGAACAACUGAUUCAGUCUGAAUGAAGUCUUCAUGCUAGUUUUUAAACACUUUCUGUAUUUGAUAAGCAACGUUUAGUGCACUCUUCAAGGAGGCUACUGUAAAGCUGCUAAAUUCUAGAGAAACUCCCCCCCCCCCCCAUAGGCCAGACUUCCUGGUUUAUAAAUGUGAGAACAGCAAGCUAACACUUGAUGUUGGGUCUUUCUAGGGAGGGAAUGAGUUAAGCAUGAAACCCACUAUCCAUGUAGAGAAAAAAACAUAUAAACCUACUCAAUACUGUGAUAAAAAUGCAAAGAAACUUUGACUUAGACUGUGCCCUUGCCUGCUAGCACUAAAUACGUGUGUGUGGAAAGCAACGCUUUAUUAAAAACUUUGGUGCACCCUUCUCAUUCCAUCUGGUCCAGUGGGAUUUAUGCACCAUCCCUGAGAAAAGAAAACAAAACCAAAGCAACUCACAUGGUGAGCUGGGGGCUUGCUUUCCAUCUGGAGGAGCCAUGGGAGGCAGCAGCCUUGAUGUUGUACUAUCUGCUGGGUCCCAGAGGAGGCCCCAGGCUUUCCUGCAAUUAUGAGAGCAGUACUUCACAAUAUUUUGAGUAAGAUAAUAGAGCUGAAGGCUGCAUUCUCUUUCUCUCUCACCUGAAUUUUGUAAGAGUUCACACAGAGGGAUUAUAUGUGUUCACAUCCCAUCCAGAUGUCUUUUUAUUCACCCAGUGUAAGAGCCUGGGGAAAGACAGGGCUGGAGAUCUGGCUGAGCCAUGCAAGGAGGUUCUCAUUCAUGGCCUGAUGCUACAUAAGUAUUGUUUUCAAUGUUAAACUUUUGAUCCUGAGCAAUUAUGAUCUGUGAGCCAGUUUGGGGGGCUAUAAUUAAGGCCAGACUUAGUUUUUGUAAGCAGUUAGUACAUACUGGAAAUACAGCAUUUUAUUUAUUAUUUUCUGGUUUUGUUUCUAUGGGCUAAAUCCAUAUGUGUGUCUAAUCCAAUGAAUAGAUGUCCUAAAAAAUAUUUUUUCUACUGUCUGUUUAAACAUAGCAAAGGGGUCUUUGUGCUUUUUUUCCUUCCUUUAAUUUUGUCUCGUCUCAUCUGUUGCAUGGGAAGAGGAUGGCAAGAAUGAACUGCAUGUAGUAGGAUAUGUCUAUCAAAGCACUGCUGGUCUGUAUUACUAAAUUUACAUACAUAUAUGCAAAGAUUUUGUCUGCAUUGUACAGUUUGUGUUUAUUCUUAUUUGUUGUAUACACAGAUUCAACAUGAUGAAUAAAACAUUUCUAUAAAGGCAUACCAGAAAACAACAAAAAAGUUUCUGUAAGAAGUAGACUGUGCAAAACAUCAUUGCACUGGCCACAGGAUGGUGAAACUUCAUGAAAAUAGGUUGGCAAACUCAGUUCUCCCCUUUUACCAUGCCAAAGAAAAUUUUAGCUCCUUAAUAUAAUACCUCUCUUGCUGUUCUCCAGGAUAAGACUUCACCAUUUUCUUCCCUCUAAAAUUAAUUUUGCUGUUAAGUGAAAGCUGUUUUCAACUGUCUGUUACUACUAACAUACUGUACAGUAAACCUGAUGGAAUCAAUUUGUAUUUACAGGUUGGGGUUUUGUACUUACAUGUCCAGCUGUCUGUGAAUCUGCAGCAUUCCAGAUCUUUUGCAUGCUUGCUUUGUAUUUUGUUCUUCUGGGUUUUAUCUAAUCUCUGAGAGAGUCUGUUUGCACAGCAAUCCAAACUCAUCUUACCAUUUCAUAUGUUAACACUGCAAAAAGUCAUUAUCUC
This is a messenger RNA of Falco peregrinus (peregrine falcon), 4859 nucleotides long. RefSeq names its product fibroblast growth factor 14 (gene FGF14). Gene Ontology annotation, cellular component: cytoplasm. Gene Ontology annotation, molecular function: fibroblast growth factor receptor binding; growth factor activity. The transcript is spliced from 5 exons. The record is from RefSeq and is a predicted model, not a curated record. Bases 516 to 1259 code for a protein of 247 amino acids. Lineage: Eukaryota; Metazoa; Chordata; Aves; Falconiformes; Falconidae. Gene Ontology annotation, biological process: cell differentiation; positive regulation of protein phosphorylation; fibroblast growth factor receptor signaling pathway.